AUGUUCAAGAAGGUUCAUUUCAUUCUCUUUUCGUCAGAAUCUCCCGAGUGAAUCGUCUUGAUUUCAAUAAAAGAUAUAAUAAACUCGCUUAAAACAACCAUUUCUCUCAAAUCUUGAUUAUUUGAAAAUAUUUCUCAAUUUGAUAGAGUGUAAGUUUUAUAAACAAUUGAAAAAAGAAAAUUUUUUUUCUGAUGUUGAGAAGGCUCUCCUUGAAGCUAAAAUUUUCAGGUAGAACGAGUGGUUUGCGUCGGAGCGGGCUACGUCGGCGGGCCGACCUGCGCCAUGAUCGCGCACAAAUGUCCCGGAAUCACGGUGACCGUCGUCGACAUGAACGCCGCCAAGAUCGACGAGUGGAACUCGGAUAAAUUGCCCAUUUUCGAGGUAUAUCGUAAAAAAGGACAAGUCUAUGAAUGGGCGGAACUAUUUUUGAAGUUGUAUCCAUCCAGAUUUCGUGGUAACCCUAAAGUUCUAAAUUAGAUAUGUUGCUCUAAGGAAGAAGAUUUUCUAUAAGUUAUUAGAUUUAAACUUGAACUAACCGUUAUUUUUGGAUUCUUUCUGAAUUUCUGGGUCGAAUGGCACUUCUCAGUGCUCUGGAGGAUCAUAAUACGGUGAACAGGACUGUUUUAAAGUUUUAUUCUGGAAAACAUUGUUGAGAUUAUGCUCAAAAAAGGCAUUAUUUCAAAGAAAAGUCCAGUUGAUUUCGGUCGCACUCGAUUUUUCGCGAAAUUUCAAAAACAAUGAACCGACUCAAGGCUCCGUGAAGCCAAAAUGCGCUGGCCGAGGCUAGUUUAACGUUUUUUUCUGUUAAAUAAGGUCAGUUGAAGCAAAAAAGGAAUACUUUAAAUGAGGCGAAUCCAACUUAGUCCCAUCCGAUUUUCCGUAUAAUUUUCAAACCGAAGCUCUGUAAGACCAGACCGCGUCGACCAGGGAACGGCCUCAGCUCAUACUAGGACUCCUGAAUGAGUCCAAGUUUUCUAGAUGUAGUUUUUCACGCUCAUUCCAAGUCUGGUUUCAACAACUGCCGAGGAUGUCUGUUAAAAAAGGACUUCUAAAGUCGAAAAUUUCAGUGUCUCGAAUUGAGAUCAAUUUGGAAUGUAUACAGUAUAGAUUCCGUCCUAUCGGUAAAAAAAAAACAAUAAUUCUCUCAAAAAAAAACGUUUUUGAGCCUAGUGAUGAUGACAUCUAGAGAAGCUGGACUCAUUUAGAAGACCUACUGCUGCUACAGGAGACCAUUUCCCGGAGAUUUUGAAUAACUAAUAUUACAAAAAUUACGAAAAAAAAAAAUGAUUUCGCAGCACGGUCUGGACGAGAUCGUCUUCGCCGCCCGUGGCAAGAACCUCUUCUUCUCGUCGGACAUUCCGAAGGCGAUCCGAGAGGCCGACCUCAUCUUCAUCUCCGUCAAUACUCCAACCAAAACCUAUGGUCGCGGAAAGGUUCAAAAGAAGGAAAAGGAAAAGGCAAAGGAAAAUGAGAAUAUUCUCAGGGAAUGGCGCCGGAUUUGAAAUAUGUCGAAUCCGUGGCCAGAACUAUCGCUCAGUAUGCCGGUGGACCUAAGGUUCGUGAAUUUAAAAAAAAAGUUGAGCAUGAAGGAGAACAUUUUUUCAUGCUAAAAAUCGAAAGAAAAAUUAAAUUUCACUCGAUUUUUUUUCAAAAUUUCAAGUCUUUGUGGGAACUGUCCAAAUUCGUGAUAUGGAAAAAAAACUGGACAAUAGAAAAUUUUUUUUCAAAAUGUUGAAUCUUAUCGUCUUCAAUGAGAGUAGGAGAAUGUCUGAAAAUAGUGCUCAGUUGACAAAAAAUUUUAUUUUUGUGCAGAUUGUCGUUGAGAAAAGUACAGUUCCUGUGAAAGCGGCGGAAAGCAUCGGAUGCAUUUUGAGAGAUGCCCAGAAGAAUUGUCCUGAGUUGAAGUUCCAGGUGAAGUUCGAAACUGAAAAAAAAAUGAUUAAAAGAUAAGGAUAGCAUUGAAUUUUUUCAACUUCUGUAUUAUCUCUAGACACUAAAGAGUUCAUAAGAAACAUUUAUUUUAUAAUCGUUCCUUGAAGAUUUUUGUUUCCUUUUCAUGGGUCUUAAAGUGUUUCAGGUUCAACUGAACUGUAAAGGGGGGGAGGGGCGCUGAAUCAGAAAAAUAAUGGGGAGAAAAGUUCGAAAUUAGAAAGGCCAAACCGCAAAGAGUCCUAGAUUUGUUGGAAUUAAUUUUCGAGCUCUAGGUGCUCUCCAACCCCGAGUUCUUGGCGGAAGGAACGGCGAUGCGCGAUCUGGCGAAUCCCGACAGAGUUCUGAUCGGCGGCGAGUCGUCGCCUGAAGGUUCCUCGACGCAAACUUUCGAAAAAUGAAUGUUUUCAGGAGCCCUGGCCGUUGAGGCUCUCGUUACGGUCUAUGAGAACUGGGUGCCGAGGGAACGAAUCAUCACGACCAACACUUGGAGCUCCGAGCUGAGCAAAUUGGUGAGAAGUCAUCUCAUAAGUCACCAUUCUAAUUGACGUCGUAUUGAUGAAUUUUGACUUGUUAGGAAGUCAUUCUGAAAUGUUGCAAUGUUAAAUAGGAGUACUAUCACGCUUUGUGGUUCAGAAUUGACUGAAGUUUGAGCAGAACACUCCUAGGAGCACCAAGUAAAAGUUCUGAAGUCCCAACCCGCACGAUCGAUUCGUUUUCAUAAAAUAAGAGCUCCAAGUCGGGAAAUGACCUUUUCAGCGUAUUUUGAUGGUUUUCUCGAAUUUACGGGCCUAUUGUCUCUAAAUCGAAGAGUUUUGCAAUUUGAGACAAUCAAGAUCUUCAUUUCCAAUUUAGAAAAAAGUAUGAAAUUUUUAAGAUUUUUCAGAGCUUAAAGUGAAAAGACCUUCCUAGUCAGUUGCUUUUAAAGCAAAAUAAAAUUUUAAAGAGUUUUCUUGAAGAAACGGAGUUGGUUUUGAAAAUUUAUCUACUCAAUUAUGUAGUUGGCAAACGCUUUUCUGACACAGCCAACUAAGUCCGUUUAAUUUCGAGAAAUUCGUAAAGAGUAGCUCAUUUUGAGCCCUCAUUUAGGGAAACAAAGAAGUUAGGUAAGUUCAGGAUCCGUUUUAUUGUAAAUGAAAGAGUAUUCUGGCAAUUUUCCAAAAAAAUUAUUCACGGAAGUAAAAUAACCUUCCUUGUAAGCAAAAUUCUAUCAGGUUUCCAAAAUAACCUUUUUCACAAGAGUCAGGACUACUGAAUUGUUGAGAAUUGUCUCCAUGAAGGAACUUGAGCCAAUGGAAUACUGUAGGUGGCGAACGCGUUCCUGGCCCAACGGAUCUCGUCGAUCAACGCGAUCUCGGCGGUCUGCGAGGCGACGGGCGCCGACGUCAGCGAGGUCGCUCACGCCGUCGGCUGCGACACCCGCAUUGGCAACAAGUUCUUGAAGGCCAGCGUUGGUGAGCUUUCAGAAGAUUGAAAGCUUCAAAACCUAUCUUGAUAGAAACCUAUCGCUGUAGUUUCGAAACAAAAUGUGGUUUAAAAUUUGCAUUUCCUACUGAAAUAUUAGUGGUUUUUCAUCUUCUCCAGCAGUUCCUCGGAUUUUUUUUCCGGCCGAAAAGGGGCGUAGCCUGUUUGCACUCUCUACCAAGCAUGCACUUCCUCCUUUUAUCCUGCCAGAACCCAUUUUUCGAUGGCUCAAGCUUGUAGGAUUUUUCACAGUUUUGUAAUUCGUACAUCCUUCUUUCGCUUAUCAUGUUUGGACACGAAUUGCUCUUAAAAUUACGACUUUUGUUCGAUUUAAAGUGGGCCGUUGUAAUCGCGAGAAAAGCUUUACAACAUGGUCCAUUUUUUUCUCAAACCAAAAGUUAAAAAAAAAGCUUUCCAGGCUUCGGCGGUAGCUGCUUUCAAAAAGACGUCCUCUCCUUGGUGUACCUCUGCGAAUCUCUGAACCUCCAGAAAGUCGCCGAUUAUUGGCAUGGAGUUGGUAUUUUCUCCACAUUCUUAAGCUAAACUUUGUGUUUCAGGUGAUCGAGAUCAAUGAUUGGCAACGACGCAGAUUCGCCGACAAGAUCAUCGCCGAGCUGUUCAACACGGUCACCGACAAGAAGAUCGCCGUCUUCGGCUUCGCCUUCAAGAAGGACACCGGCGAUACCAGGUUUUUUCAGGAUUUUUUAAGAUCGAAAUGAAAUUCGAAUCGAGUAAGCUGUUUAAGAUUUUUUAAAAACAGGGAAGUUUUUAAUAAUAGCUGUCAGAAAGAAGAAACUGAAAGCUUUUCGUUCGAAAAGUCUAAAAAACGGUUAUUAGAAAUAUUGAAACUUUUUUGAAAGCAUAGGCUUUUUUUCACCUUUUCCCGGCCGGCUUGUAUUUUUUACAUUGUCGAAAAAACGGGUUUUAUGUUUCGAAGUUCAAUUUUAAAAGCUUUCCAGAGAAUCUUCGGCGAUCCACGUUUCGAAGCACCUAAUGGAGGAACAUGCUCGCCUCGCCAUUUACGAUCCAAAAGUGCCCAAGUCCCAAGUUCUCUACGAGUUGGGCCUUCAAACUAGUCCAGCCGAUGGUAAAUCUUCGACAAAAUUAAGACUUUCCAGAUUUUUUGAAUCGAAACUUCCGAGACUAAUUCUUACGAAACAAAAAAUCGAAAGUUUUUCAUUUUGCCACUGUUACGUUCUUUAAAACUUGAAGACCUAAAUUUGUUGAACAUGGCAAAAAAAAAAAACAAGUUAGAAUGAUCUCCUGUUUCAUGUCAAGUAUUAUUAAAUUGCAUCCAAUUUAUUAUUGAUGAAUAAAUUUUUCUCCCACAGAAUUUAUCAAAAAUUCUCGUAAUUUCAAUGUUUUUGAAUUCAUUUAUCAAUUUCUAUGAAAAUGAAGGUUUUUUUCAGUCGAGAAGCUGGUCACGGUUUAUAAUGACCCUUAUGAAGCGGCCAAGGACGCUCAUGCCAUCGUCGUUCUCACCGAGUGGGAUGAAUUCACGGUUUGAAUUUCGGGAUCGGAAAAGAAAAGAAAAAUUAAAUGAAAGGCGGUAAAAGGGCAAAAAUCAAAAGAGGCGCCCGCGGGACAAUAGUGACGUGUCUAAUGUGGAAAAAAUGUUUUUUUCUCUGUUUGAAGUUGCGAUUUUUCCGAAAGAGUUUGAAAACAUCUUUUCUAUGUCUUCAAACUUGAAAGGGCCAGACCCUUGAGGGGUAACUUUAGGGGCACUUUCCAGGGCCCACAAUGCUUUCUUAUAGAUGUCAGUGAAACUUUCAAAAGGGGCUACUCUAGGCAGUAUGCUAAUGCAAACUAUAUCCCUCUAGGAAUGUUCUGAAAUUUCAAUCCACCGAAUUUAGACCUUCGACUUUUCGCGAAUCCACGCCUCGAUGCGGCAUCCGGCCGCAAUUUUCGACGGUCGUCUCAUUUUGGACCAAAAGGUGAAACCGAAAUAAAUGAUAAUAUUUGAAAGUUUCGAAAAAAAAGCUUAAAGUUUUGACCUGCGUAACGAAAACCGCCCAUGACGUUUCUAAGCUGUUCUAGGGAUCACUUAAGAGUGCUGACACUUCUAAAGUGGUCACUAGAAAUGCCCCGAGACGUUCGUUUUGUCUCAACGAGGUCCGAAUCAUUUAGAGACUUUAGUGGGAAUUUUGGAAUUUUUUAUAAGUUCGCCUGAAUGUUUUCUGAGGUCCGGCUUAUAGUUUUUUAUCGUGGAAACUCUAAAUUUUUAGUAUUUCAUUUUUGUUUGACAUAGAAUCAGACCUGCUAUUUAGCAACUCAAAAAAGUAACAUGUCAAAGAAAAGCAAAUGAAGAAAAUCAAUAUUGAUUUUCGAAGACUUUUUGGGCGGUUUUGUAGAAAUUCCAAGCUUCAAACUGAAAGAAUCCUCGUUUUAAGUGAUUACAUUUUCGACCAAAAAGUCUCUGAAGCAGUUUUUUUUUCAAAAUAUUAACACUACAAGCUGUCAAAAGUAUAAGUCCAAACUUGAAACCGAAACAAUUUUUGUGGCCAGAAAGUUUUCAAAACUAUCAAUCGAUAAUUUUGAAGGCUCUGCGCGAGAUCGGCUUCCGCACGUUUGCCAUCGGCUCCGCCCCCGACCAGGCCUACAAUCUCUUCGGCACUUCUGGAUAUUAG
Caenorhabditis auriculariae is the source of this 6020-nucleotide messenger RNA. Lineage: Eukaryota; Metazoa; Nematoda; Chromadorea; Rhabditida; Rhabditidae. The record is from the annotation of a GenBank genome assembly.